Messenger RNA from Aspergillus japonicus CBS 114.51, 1641 nucleotides. Its product is annotated as mitochondrial 54S ribosomal protein mL44. The coding region runs from base 166 to 1386 and encodes 406 amino acids. The record is from RefSeq and is a predicted model, not a curated record. Gene Ontology annotation, cellular component: nucleus. NCBI's taxonomy places the organism in Eukaryota, Fungi, Ascomycota, Eurotiomycetes, Eurotiales, Aspergillaceae. Gene Ontology annotation, biological process: regulation of gene expression; rRNA processing; primary miRNA processing. Gene Ontology annotation, molecular function: double-stranded RNA binding; ribonuclease III activity. The transcript has a single exon.
CUCAACUUUUCUCUGGCGGCCAAAAGUUCGUACUGACAGCCCGUCGGACGACCCUCUUCCCCCGUUUCCUAAACCCAGAGCCACGACGCAGUCCUUGAUUGGAUAUACGGUCAAUCGGUAUUCCUUCGGCUUAGGGUGCCUGUUAAGUUCACACAAAUCGCACAGAUGAAGAGACUGCACCUCCAACGAUGGAGCAGUUCGGUCCUUUCGCCGCAGGCCCGGGCUGGAAGUCGACUGCAGCGACGUAUACAACACGGUAUCCGGUACCAGACGACAACUCCUUUCCCUGUCACGCCUGCUGAGGUCGAACAAUCGAUUGAGGAACAAACCCCUCUUACGUCAAUUCGCUCCCCUCGCUCAAAAGUCACCAAGCACUCCCUCCCUUCUCCGCCUGUCAAGGCCGCACGCGAGUCCGCGAAACUCGCUGCGCUCCAUGCACGACUUUACCUUCCUUCACGACUUCCUCUCGAGACCCUUGCUCGCUGUCUUGUGGACGAAUCGGCUGAUCCCAACCACAACUUCAACAACGAGUCUCUGGCUACCCUUGGUCAUGACCUCCUGACCCAGUACACCUCCGAAUACCUCAUCUGCACAUACCCCCGUCUUCCUAUGACGGUCAUCUUCGCCGCCAUGUUUGCCUAUGUCGGCCCCAAGACAUUGGCUGCCAUGUCGAGGGAAUGGGGUGUGGAGCUCGCUGCUGCACCUGGUGGAGAGGUCGACCCGGGACACCUGCAGUUCACGAGAGCCGCCCCAGGCGUCGACCCGAACACAACCCCCACCGCUACGAACAGAACUUACGAGGAGCAGUCGACAUGGCGGAGGUCGAUCACGUCGAAGAUCGUUUAUGAUGAUGUUUUCGGCGACCCCACCAAGGCCAGCGUUGACCCGCGGGAACAGCCCCAGGCAACCGACCGGUACGCUGCAGGCGUCACCCCCGAAGCGGCAGCCUCCCAGUUCGUUCGCGCUGUUGUCGGCGCCAUCUACCUUCAUGCUGGCCGUCCAGCUGCCAAGCGCUUCUUCGAGCAGCACUUUCUUUCCCGCCACCUCAACAUCUCUGAUCUGUUCAACUUCCGCGAGCCGGCUCGUGAUCUUUCCCGCCUCUGUGCCCGCGAAAACUUCGAGCCCCCAGUCGCCAAAAUCCUUAGUGAGACCGGUCGCCUGAGUCGGCACCCCGUUUUCGUCGUUGGCAUCUACUCCGGCCAGGAUAAGCUGGGUGAGGGUGCGGGUUCUAGUUUGCUGGAAGCCCGUUCCCGGGCGGCCGUUGCCGCCCUCAAGGCCUGGUACCUGUACAGCCCGCUGGAAGUGCGUCUGCCCAACUCGAUGGAAGAAGAGGGAGCCGCCCCCUGGAAGCCCGUUUACGUGGAUCUGGGGGAGGUGAUCGUGUAAAGAGGGGGGGUUCAUGAGAGCAGUGUUUGGAAACGGCGUCACAUUUUGAUAUAGACCUUGUCAAGGUGGCAAUUGACGGCAAGUGCAACAUUUACAUAUUAUUCCUACCAAUUUCGCAAUUUUCGCAAGGUUCUGUACAAUACGGGAAUUUCUAUUUCAUCUGAUGUUUUUCUAUCAUGUCGAGUUGUUUUAUUUUUUUUUUCUCUAGUUAUAAAGCUCGUCCCUUUUUCUUUAUACCAAUAGAGAUUCGCAAUG